Molecule: messenger RNA, 1761 nt
Organism: Fundulus heteroclitus (mummichog)
Lineage: Eukaryota; Metazoa; Chordata; Actinopteri; Cyprinodontiformes; Fundulidae
Gene: ucn3l
Product: urocortin 3, like
Exons: 2
Coding region: 123-770 (215 amino acids)
Biological process (GO): adenylate cyclase-activating G protein-coupled receptor signaling pathway; cellular response to nutrient levels; digestion
Cellular component (GO): extracellular region
Molecular function (GO): hormone activity; corticotropin-releasing hormone receptor 2 binding
Source: RefSeq, a predicted model, not a curated record
CCUACAUCACUGCAUGACAACCAAUGGGACGGGUCGGUGAAAAACCAAAAUGUCAAAGGGAUGACGUUGUUGCUGGCGUAAGGCUGCAUUUUGAAGUCUCCUACUAAACGAGUGCAGUGGGAAUGGACAAGGAAGACACUCUAGCGCGCAGACAGACAGUGAGCACUGCUGACCUCCUCACACUGUUAGUUUGUCAGGAUCUGAAAUCAGAACUUCAAAGGAAGAUUUCUGGUCGUUGGCUUCUAUUUUCAGGCUGGUUCCAAACCCAAAGGCGAUUCUUGAUCAUAGGACAAGAGAGAGGACACAGCAUGCUGUCGUCCCUGAAGACCCUGCUGCUACUCUCCGUCCUGUGCGCACCGACCUCCAGCCUGUGCCUGCGCCUCUACCAGAGCCGCGCCGACCUCCUCUGUAACAACCAAAUGGCUCUGGGGGAUCCGAGCGAGGAGAGCGAUCCGGGCUAUUCCCCUGUGGACGCCUGGGCUUCCCUCCUGCAGUCCGCGGACUAUCUCUCCUCCUCCUCCUCGGGAGAGUCCAGUCGGGAAAAAAGGACUUCAAGUCCCGCAAACUACCGCUUCAUGAGCCGAACCAAGCUCAGGGGGCAGAUGCUCCGCAACAACAUCAAAGGGGACCGGAGGAGCAGACUGACCUUGUCCCUAGAUGUCCCGACCAACAUCAUGAAUGUCCUCUUUGACGUGGCCAAAGCCAAGAACCUGCGCGCAAAAGCGGCUGAGAACGCGCGGCUCCUGGCGCAGAUCGGAAGAAGGAAAUGAAAACACGGACAAACUUUUGUUUCAGCGCAGAAUGAAUAACUUCUCUUUCUUCGAAUAAACAGCGUUUUCUUUCUCCAGGGGAACAUUAAAACAUCCGCUCUAACAGGUGAAACCGUGUUAUAACUGCAGUGAUUCCAUGUUUGUGAGUUGUCUUUGUUGUUCAAAUCAAAGCGCAGCGUGGAGUCUUGCCUGAUCUAUGGCAUAACUGGGUGAAAUUACAUUAAAUGCAUUUUUUAAAUUCCUCCAACAUUUGAUGCGAUAUGUGAUAUCAGUCAAAAAGAGACAAUUUGAUAUAAAUAAUAACUGCCUCUUAAUUUCAGUGCGUUUUCGGUUUUAUGAUGAAGAUCCAAUUGGUUUGUAUUAUUUUCUUUUAACUCAUUUUAUUUUAAUAUAUAAUACACAUGAAUAAAUCCUUAAUGUUGCAAAUGUGUGAAGCACUGUUUUGAUAUAGUGCUAUACAAAUAAAGUCACCAGAUAUCCGUGGUUACUGUCUUAAUUGGAGACAAAAUAGUAAUCCACUGUUUGUUUGUUUGUUUUUGACUGAAAGAAUGCACACUUAUGACAGCAAAGUUAGAAAGUAUUGAAAUUUGGAGGAUUUUGCCUAUAAUUAGAUUUGGUGGUUAGCAGCAGCAUUUUUUUUUUGUUUCCGUGUUUUAUUAAAUGUUUAGUUUUUUUUUCUUUUGCUCAAAUGUCCCACAAAACAACUCUAACAGCGGCAAAGAAUAGAUGUAUUGAAAAUAAAGUGCUGUAAAAAUCACCUGCAAAGAUGACGAAAGCAGUAAAAUGCAAAUGCAUGUGAAUGUAUGUUGUCAUCAGAUGUCUCUUAUUUUUCUACUUUCCAAUAAAGGAUUAUUUUUCCUGAAAUAAAGCAGACGUAACUACAUACAACUGCCUGUUUCCAUACAAUAUAAAAGAACGAGAUAAUAAGAUAUUCUCGCAAAGCCCAAAAACAGAACUGUUAGGUUGAUUGAUUACUCUAAGGUUCAUUAGU